Messenger RNA from Cavenderia fasciculata, 312 nucleotides. RefSeq names its product putative RNA polymerase III subunit (gene rpc19). Gene Ontology annotation, cellular component: RNA polymerase III complex; RNA polymerase I complex. Bases 1 to 312 code for a protein of 103 amino acids. The transcript has 4 exons. The record is from RefSeq and is a predicted model, not a curated record. Gene Ontology annotation, molecular function: DNA binding; DNA-directed RNA polymerase activity; protein dimerization activity. Lineage: Eukaryota; Evosea; Eumycetozoa; Acytosteliales; Cavenderiaceae. Gene Ontology annotation, biological process: DNA-templated transcription.
AUGGCAUCAGUCAAUAUCCCAGUUUUAGGAGGCAAUAAAAUCGAAGUUGUAUCAGAAAGAAGAGAUUGUGCUACUUUUAUUAUGACUGAAGAAGAUCACACUAUUGGUAACUCUUUACAUUAUGUUUUAAUGAAAAAUCCAAAGGUUGAUUUCUCAGGUUACAGUAUUCCACAUCCAUCAGAUAAUAAACUCAAUUUACGUAUUCAAACAAAGGGAGAAACAUCAGCACAAGACGCAAUUUUAACAGGUUUAAAUGAUAUCAAAGAUAUUGGUAAACAUAUUUUAGAAACUUUUAAUGAUGCUGUCAACUAA